UUGAAAUUCUUACUGAAUUUGUGACGGGUGAGUCAUUGUGGUGCAUGCCAACAACUGAGUGUUUUUCUGUGUGUGGCAUGGAUUCUGUGGGGAUGUUCUUUUCAAUGUUCACCUCUCAUGUUAGUGUCCUCAGCAGCCCACAAAUAGAGAAGUCCACACCUGAGGAGAUCCAGAAGCCCUCAGCAGUGUCAGAACCAGAGCUAGUCUUGGGGUGGGAGGUGCUGGAGGCCGAGGGUUCUGUGGCAGAGAAGCCAAAGGAGGCCUCUGGCCUUCUACAGAAUAUUGUUGGUGUCUUCUCCAGAGGUUAUGAAACAGUAGCAGCCAUUUUGGGUCCGUCUGGUUCACCUCCAACAGAAGAUGUCGACAGUAGCGUUGUGGACCCAGAGGACAGUGCAGUCCCAUCAGAGAGCUCCUCUGAUCCUGUCCCAGAUAUAUCUAUCCUUGUUCAGGAAGCAGUGUCUGGAGAGGCACCGCAUGUUGAGGGUGAAACCAAACCAACUGUGGAGCUCCCAACCACCGCUGAGCCAUCCUUGUUGACUGUGGAAGACAAGCAAUCCAACUCUCCAUCGGCAGUGAGACAAGACAGUGAGGAUGGGUUCGUUGGAGUCGAAGGCCCAAGCAGUAUGAGAAAAUGGCCGCCGUUGACGGAGGCUGACCUUACUGAGAUCUCCAGAGGAGAGUUUGUGGUAACUGGGGAAGAGGAGGUUACCCUUGACUCAUGGGCGCAAAUAGGGGAGAAGUCAACAUUCAAAGUGCAGGAUUCUGGACAGAUAACAGGUUAUGUUGAAGUUUUUUCAGCAGGGUCACCUAUCGAGACAGAAUUAUCACCUUCAUUACACCUGGACAAGGGGUGAGUGUCAUGGCAGCAAACCCGUC
Molecule: messenger RNA, 876 nt
Organism: Salvelinus namaycush (lake trout)
Lineage: Eukaryota; Metazoa; Chordata; Actinopteri; Salmoniformes; Salmonidae
Exons: 2
Coding region: 45-854 (269 amino acids)
Source: RefSeq, a predicted model, not a curated record